Cynara cardunculus var. scolymus (artichoke) is the source of this 2921-nucleotide messenger RNA. Its product is annotated as alpha,alpha-trehalose-phosphate synthase [UDP-forming] 1-like. Bases 42 to 2804 code for a protein of 920 amino acids. The record is from RefSeq and is a predicted model, not a curated record. Gene Ontology annotation, molecular function: alpha,alpha-trehalose-phosphate synthase (UDP-forming) activity. Gene Ontology annotation, biological process: trehalose biosynthetic process. The transcript is spliced from 17 exons. Gene Ontology annotation, cellular component: cytosol. NCBI's taxonomy places the organism in Eukaryota, Viridiplantae, Streptophyta, Magnoliopsida, Asterales, Asteraceae.
CUGUUGGGGUGGUCUGGGAGGUCUGGUUGUAGAUUGCUGUUAUGCCUGGGAAUAGUUACAAUGGCAGUUCAUCGGUUCCAACAAGUCGAAUAGAGAGGCUCUUGAGAGAAAGAGAGCUAAGAAAGAACAGCAAAUCGUCCUAUUCUAAUGAGGCAAAUGGCAAUGAAGCAGUUGAUCUUGAAUCACGCUUAAGGGAAGGUGAUAACUUUGUGGAACAAUAUCUAGAAGGAGCCUCGGCUGCACGUGAGGGAUGGGAAAAACCUGAUGGAGGGCUGUUUACACAACGGCUUUUGGUCGUUGCUAAUAGACUACCAGUCUCGGCUGUUAGAAGAGGAGAAGAGAGUUGGUCACUAGAGGUUAGCGGUGGCGGACUUGUUAGUGCUCUUUUGGGCGUGAAGGAGGUUGAGGCGAAAUGGAUUGGAUGGGCAGGUGUAAAUGUGCCGGAUGAGCCUGGACAGAGGGCACUAACUAAAGCACUGGCUGAGAAGAGGUGCAUACCAGUCUUUCUUGAUGAAGAAAUCGUCCAUCAAUAUUAUAAUGGCUAUUGCAACAACAUAUUAUGGCCUCUUUUCCAUUAUCUUGGUCUUCCCCAAGAAGACCGUCUGGCCACAACCAGAAGUUUCCAGUCCCAAUUCGCCGCCUACAAGAAAGCUAAUCAAAUGUUCGCUGAUGUGGUGAACGAGCAUUAUGAAGAAGGUGACGUUGUUUGGUGCCAUGACUACCAUCUUAUGUUCCUUCCGAAGUGUCUGAAAGAUCACAACAGCAACAUGAAAGUUGGCUGGUUCCUUCAUACGCCCUUCCCAUCUUCUGAAAUUCACAGGACAUUACCUUCUCGCUCUGAGCUUCUACGUGCAGUUCUUGCUGCUGAUUUGGUCGGUUUCCAUACCUAUGAUUAUGCAAGACAUUUUGUGAGUGCGUGUACCCGUAUCCUAGGACUUGAGGGUACACCUGAAGGAGUAGAGGAUCAAGGGAGGCUUACUAGAGUUGCUGCAUUUCCAAUAGGUAUAGAUUCAGACCGUUUCAUCCAUGCUCUCGAGGCUCCUCAAGUCCAAGAGCACAUCAGAGAAUUGAAGGAGAGGUUUUCUGGGAGAAAGGUGAUGUUAGGUGUCGAUCGCCUAGAUAUGAUCAAAGGCAUUCCCCAGAAGAUACUGGCAUUCGAGAAGUUUCUUGAAGAAAAUCAAUAUUGGCACGAUAAAGUGGUUUUGCUACAGAUUGCAGUACCAACAAGAACUGAUGUUCCUGAAUAUCAAAAACUCACAAGUCAGGUUCAUGAAAUUGUGGGACGGAUAAAUGGUAGAUUUGGCACAUUGACAACUGUUCCAAUUCACCAUCUGGACCGAUCUCUUGAUUUUCAAGCUUUAUGUGCACUCUAUGCUGUCACUGAUAUAGCACUUGUCACAUCUUUGCGAGACGGAAUGAAUCUUGUCAGUUAUGAGUUUGUUGCAUGCCAAGAUGCUAAAAGAGGAGUACUCAUUUUAAGUGAAUUUGCUGGUGCUGCACAGUCCUUGGGUGCUGGAGCCAUUCUCGUUAAUCCAUGGAACAUAACCGAAGUUGCAGCUUCCAUAGGCCAAGCUUUGAAUAUGUCAGCCGAAGAAAGAGAAAAGCGGCAUCUGCAUAACUUCUUGCACGUCACAACCCACACGGCUCAAGAAUGGGCAGAAACUUUUGUAAGUGAACUGAACGAUACUGUGGUUGAAGCAGAGCAAAGGAUUAGACAAGUUCCACCACCGCUUCCGGUUGAAGAAGCUAUUGAGCGCUAUCUGCAGUCAAGUAACCGACUGCUUAUACUGGGAUUCAAUGUGACUUUAACUGAACCAGUUGAUACGCCUGAUAGACGUGGAGGCGAUCAAAUAAGGGAAAUGGAUCUUAAAUUACACCCCGAGUUGAAAGAACCUCUGACGAGGCUUUGCAAUGAUCCGAAAACGACCAUUGUUGUUCUCAGUGGAAGUGACAGAGCGGUAUUGGAUGAGAACUUUGGUGAGUACAACAUGUGGUUAGCAGCCGAGAAUGGAAUGUUUUUGCGUUCCACAAAAGGCGACUGGAUGACAACGAUGCCUGAACAUUCAAAUAUGGAAUGGGUGGAUAGCGUAAAGCAUGUUUUUGAGUAUUUCACUGAAAGAACACCUCGAUCUCAUUUCGAGCUUCGUGAGACAUCACUCGUAUGGAACUACAAGUAUGCAGACGUGGAAUUCGGGAGACUGCAAGCCAGAGACAUGUUGCAGCAUCUCUGGACAGGACCAAUAUCUAACGCGUCGGUGGAUGUUGUCCAAGGUAGCCGAUCGGUCGAGGUCCGAGCCGUCGGUGUUACGAAGGGUGUUACAAUUGUUCGUAUAUUAGGAGAGAUCGUUCAUAGCAAAUCCAUUUCUGCACCGAUCGAUUAUGUCCUAUGCGUUGGCCAUUCUCUAGGAAAGGAUGAAGACAUUUACACAUUUUUCGAGCCGGAGCUUCCCUCCGACGGCAUUGGCAUCCCGAGACCCAAGCUAAGUGAUGCUACAAAGCCGUCCGGAGAUAGGAGAUACGGAAAAAGUGGAUCAAAAUCAUCUCAAAAGCAGGCUCAGCAACGGCAUCCACAAAAUGCAGAAAAUAAGCGAAACUGUAACAAUAACAAUAACAGUAACGGUGUUUGUGGGAGACGAUCGUCACCAUCACCAUCCCCGGAUAAGAUAACGUGGAAUGUACUUGAUCUAAAAGGUGAUAAUUAUUUCUCGUGUGCGGUUGGACGAACACGUACAAAUGCACGAUACCUUCUCCCGACAUCGGAUGAUGUGGUCUCGUUUCUGAGAGAGCUUGCUCGAGCAUCGUGAAUAUGUAACAUGAAGUUCCCUAAUCGGGGAAUAGUGUUGUUAAUAAAUAGGGAUUGUGUAAUGAUAUCAUGAGUAGUAAUUACAGUUUAAUGCUGUUAUUGCAUAUCUUUUCUAAUA